Molecule: messenger RNA, 732 nt
Organism: Prunus dulcis (almond)
Lineage: Eukaryota; Viridiplantae; Streptophyta; Magnoliopsida; Rosales; Rosaceae
Exons: 2
Coding region: 1-732 (243 amino acids)
Source: RefSeq, a predicted model, not a curated record
AUGGCUUGUAAAGCAAAGCUUAUGAUUCCUGAGGAUGAGAAGAACGAAGGAAAGCCAUAUGCCCUUUCACACACAAGGACCGCCAUUACAACAAUAAAGGCGAAGUUCAAUACGCAGCAGUUACAGAGGUUCGAGGGGAGUUGUUUUGGUCAUCUAUUACUGAUAGAGGACCUGAAGUGGAAUUCACAAAUUAUCCACGGCCUGUUGAUGAGGAAGGCUGAUCCUAAGACAGUUACACAGGAGAACGGGAUAAAAUUCAUUGUGGGUAACAAGUUGAUACAAUUCACAGCCCAACAAUUUUGCCUCAUCACGGGGCUAAGUUUCGGAAAGCUCCCUUUCAUUCCGAAGGCGACAAAUGAAAAUUGCUCGUUGAAGCGAAAAUACUUCAGCACCAAUAAACCUGCCACCCUUUUGGACCUACACACUGCCUUCAUCGAGUGCACAGAUGAUGAGGAUGCGUUCAAGCUUGGAAUGGUCUAUUUUGCCAAUUUUGUUCUAUUGGGUACUGAAAAGCAUGUGCUUAUUGACAUGCGCUAUUUGAAGUUGGUUGAAGACCUAGACGAGUUUGACAAGUAUCCAUGGGGCGCAGUGUCAUAUGCAAUGACAAAUGCUUCACUGUUGAGGGCCGUUUCUGCUGAAUACCAACGAGUCAAAGUGCCCCAAAAAAGAAAAAUGCCCAAACAACGUGGAAACAGAACGCAGACAAGAAUGCGAAGUGAUUUGGGCCUUUGA